Messenger RNA from Glycine soja, 1867 nucleotides. RefSeq names its product hydroxyisourate hydrolase. Bases 112 to 1677 code for a protein of 521 amino acids. Gene Ontology annotation, molecular function: beta-glucosidase activity. Lineage: Eukaryota; Viridiplantae; Streptophyta; Magnoliopsida; Fabales; Fabaceae. Gene Ontology annotation, biological process: carbohydrate metabolic process. The transcript is spliced from 13 exons. The record is from RefSeq and is a predicted model, not a curated record.
UUGGCACAUUCGAUUCUAGAUGAUGACUUUCUCCGUCUCUACACGUAAUAAAUGAAGUCCUAAGAUGCCAUCGAAAGAAGAAAAUUAAAACGAACAUGCAUGUAUCUAUGAAUGAUGGAACCACCACAAACGAGGUUGAUGAUCAACGUUUUCAUAGUGAGUUUCUUAGCACUACUUGUGAACUUGGUGGUGGGAGUGCUCGGCGCUGAUAACUAUAGCAGAGAUGAUUUUCCUCUUGACUUUGUUUUCGGUUCAGGAACCUCUGCUUAUCAGGUGGAAGGAGCUGCUAACAAAGAUGGAAGAACUCCUAGCAUCUGGGACACCUUUGCCUACGCUGGAUAUGCCCAUGGAGAAAAUGGAGAUGUAGCCUGUGAUGGGUACCACAAGUACAAGGAAGAUGUGCAGCUAAUGCUGGAAACAGGGCUUGAUGCCUAUAGAUUUUCGAUUUCAUGGUCAAGAUUGUUACCAAAUGGCAGAGGACCCGUCAAUCCCAAAGGAUUACAGUACUACAACAAUCUCAUCAACGAACUUAUCAGCAAUGGAAUCCAACCACAUGCCACGCUACACAACUUUGAUCUUCCACAGGUACUUGAAGAUGAAUAUGGAGGAUGGAUUAGUCGUGACAUCAUAAGAGACUUCACAUACUACGCAGAAGUAUGUUUUAGAGAGUUUGGUGACAGAGUGUUGUAUUGGACCACUGUAAAUGAGCCCAAUGUUUUCGCCUUAGGUGGUUAUGAUCAGGGAAACAGCCCACCUCGACGAUGUUCUCCCCCAUUUUGUGCUACAAACGACACAAUGGGCAACUCAACAUAUGAACCCUACUUGGCUGUUCAUCAUAUUUUGUUAUCACAUUCUUCAGCUGCUAGAUUGUACUGGAGAAAAUAUAGGGACAAACAACAUGGAUUUGUUGGUAUCUCUAUUUACACGUUUGGGAUUUUUCCUCAAACAAAUACAGAAAAAGACAGGGUAGCAUCUCAACGAGCCCGUGAUUUUUUUGUUGGUUGGAUUAUGGAACCCCUGCAAUAUGGAGACUAUCCCAUUUCCAUGAAGACAAAUGCAGGUGAAAGAAUUCCGGCCUUCACAAAUCAUGAAUCUAAACAAGUUAAGGGUUCAUUUGACUUCAUAGGCGUAAUUCACUACACCAAUCUCAAUGUCUCAGACAAUUCUGACGCCCUUAAGAACCAACUGAGAGAUUUCACUGCAGACAUGGCGGCAAAUAUCUUUGGAGAGGAUCUGUUUUCAAAUGAAGAGUACCUUAUAACACCGUGGGGUUUGCGUCAAGAGUUGAAUAAAUUCAAGCUCCUUUAUGGGAAUCCUCCUAUAUUUAUUCAUGAAAAUGGUCAACGGACAGCAAGUAAUUCGUCACUGCAAGACGUGACAAGGGUGAAAUACUUGCAUGGAUAUAUUGGUAGCGUGCUUGAUGCCUUAAGAGAUGGAUCAAAUAUAAAGGGGUAUUUUGCAUGGUCUUUCCUGGAUUUGUUCGAGUUGCUAGAUGGAUACAAGUCGAGCUUUGGCCUAUACUACGUUGAUAGGGAUGAUCCAGAGUUGAAGAGAUACCCAAAGCUCUCUGCAAAAUGGUACAACCGGUUUUUGAAGGGUAGAAGGACCUCUAUAGUUGGAACUAUUGAACUUGAGAAGGAUCCAUCACUUGUUUUUGUUUCCCAAUUAUUUGAGUAGGUUCUUUAUUAAUUUCUUUUCACAAGAUCAUGCUUAGUGGUGUUAUUAGCUAUGCUUACUUUUCCUUGUAUACAUACAUAAAAUAAGAAUUUAUGUGGAGGGAGCCUAGCUGCCCGGGCAAAAUUCCUCUCAAAUAUUGGUAAUGUUUAAAAGAGAUAUUCCUUUUCUGAAGAUAUUUUACUAAAAGUAA